UGCUAUUUUCGUGUGCGCAUUAGCAAAAAGUUAGGCCGUAGGAAAGCGAAAGAUGUCGGACAAAGCUCAGUAUGUGCUUCCCAACACACAGCCGAUCGUUGAGCUCGACUGUGCCACCGCCUUCAACAAUCUAACGGAGAAGGAGAAACAAUAUGCCCACUACUUCAGCAAGGCAUCCUGGACCGGUGGAUUGAUUGCGCUGGUUCAAUCAAGCCCGGAAUCGCCGCUCAUAUUUUCGCUCUUGCAUCGCAUAUUCCUGGCCGAAUCGGUGGAAGAUUUGAAGAAAUCUGCACUCGCUGCUGGCGUGUCCGAUGAUGAGUUCACCGCCUUUCUCGUGUACGCCUGCGGGUUUCUGGCGAAUGCCGGUAACUACAAGGGCAUGGGAGACAGCAAGAUCCUGCCCAAUCUCGACGAGGACAAGUUUGAGCGGAUCGUGAAGGGUUCGGCCGCGUAUGCUGCGAACAACGACCUUAUCGAUUCCCUGUGGAACCGGAGCAAGGGGCCCAUCUUUGUGCUUACCGAGCGCGUGAAAACGCUCGGGCUUUGCGAUACCGGCGUUACGACGUACUUCUCCAGCAACGUUACCCGCGAGGACACGGAGCUGAUCAGCGAGUGGAUGAAGGAACAGAAGUUCGAGGCGUACAUUUGCCGCACGUUCAAGACGGUGGACGCGGCGGGCAAAACUGUAUACGACAUAAAGCUCGCUUCGAGCGAGGAGGGCGACAAGAAAGGCUUAACGCGGACUCCCGAGGAGUACAAGGGGUGCGUUUUUAAGAUCACUCGCGGUGACUACCGCGAACUGAUCGGCAUGGUGGCCGACGAGCUGGAGCAAGCGAAGAAGCACUGCGCGAACGGCAACCAGGAGCGUAUGAUUGAGUCGUACGUGGAGAGUUUCCGGGAGGGAAGCUUGGACGCACACAAGACGGGCUCCCGGUACUGGAUCAAAGACAAGGGUCCGGUCAUUGAAACGUACAUUGGGUUCAUUGAAACGUACCGGGAUCCGGUGGGGCAGCGCGGAGAGUUCGAAGGGUUUGUGGCCAUGGUGAACAAGGAGAUGUCGGCCAAAUUUGGUGAACUGGUCGCGAAUGCGGAGAACUUUAUCAAACUACUGCCAUGGGGUGAGGAUUACGAGAAAGAUUCCUACCUCAAGCCGGACUUUACGUCGCUAGAUGUGCUCACAUUCGCCGGGUCAGGCAUUCCUUGUGGCAUCAACAUUCCCAACUAUGAUGAGAUCCGGCAGGACGAAGGUUUCAAGAAUGUGUCGCUCGGUAAUGUACUGGCCAGCACGAACAGGACCGAUGCGAUUCCGUUCCUCUCGGAGGAAGACCAAGCGCUGAUGAAGAAGUACAAAGCGACCGCAUUCGAGGUACAAGUAGGAUUGCAUGAACUGCUCGGUCACGGCAGUGGCAAGUUGCUGCGUAUCAACGAGAAGGGCGAACACAACUUCGACCUUAGCAAAUUGAAAAGUCCACUGACCGGUGACUCGGUCGACUGUUGGUACGAACCGGGCGAAACGUACGACUCCAAGUUCAAGUCGCUCGGCUCUUCGUACGAGGAGUGUCGGGCGGAAGCGGUGGGAUUGUAUCUUUGCCUGAACCGCGAUAUCCUGAAAAUCUUUGGCCACACGGACGAGCAAGAGAUUUCCAACAUCAUCUACGUUAACUGGUUGCUGUUGGUCUGGGGCGGUGUCGGGGUUGCGAUGGAACUGUACAAUCCCGCCCAGAAAGCGUGGCUCCAGGCCCACUACCAGGCUCGGUUCGUCAUCAUGAAGGUGCUGCUGGAAGCGGGCGAGGGGCUGGUGACGGUGAAGGAGACGGAAGAGGGCAAAAAUCUGCUCCUCACGUUCGAACGCAGCAAGAUUGAAACGGUCGGCAAGGAAGCGAUCCGAAUGUUUCUGCUGAAGCUGCAGUUCUACAAGUCGACUGGAAACGUGGCAGCCGCCACCAAGAUGUACGACCAGUACUCGGAGGUAUCGGAGGGUGGAUCGCACCCGUGGGCCAAAUGGCGUGAGAUUGUGCUGCUGCACAAAAAGCCACGCCUAAUCUUCCUACAGUCGAACACGACCGUUGAACCGAAAACGGGCAACGUGGAGUUGAAGACGUACGAGGCCAACUUUGCGGGCUACAUUCGUUCGUGGGUCGAUCGCUUCCCGAACGCAACCAUCGAUGAUGUGCUGGAACGGAUUCACGAAUCCGACAAACAUUACUUCGAAGGAUUGUACUAAUGAGACAUGAGUCUGGUGGCACUGCACUCCGAUAUUGCCGUUGCAGGUUAAGCGUAUUCUUUGAGUUAAUAAACGAUUAUUUGC
This is a messenger RNA of Anopheles cruzii, 2308 nucleotides long. It is a transcript of the gene DppIII, whose product is annotated as dipeptidyl peptidase 3. The transcript has 4 exons. Lineage: Eukaryota; Metazoa; Arthropoda; Insecta; Diptera; Culicidae. Gene Ontology annotation, molecular function: dipeptidyl-peptidase activity; metalloexopeptidase activity. The coding region runs from base 53 to 2224 and encodes 723 amino acids. The record is from RefSeq and is a predicted model, not a curated record. Gene Ontology annotation, cellular component: cytoplasm. Gene Ontology annotation, biological process: proteolysis.